Helicoverpa zea (corn earworm) is the source of this 4522-nucleotide messenger RNA. RefSeq names its product integral membrane protein GPR155 (gene anchor). The transcript is spliced from 14 exons. Gene Ontology annotation, biological process: transmembrane transport; intracellular signal transduction. The coding region runs from base 286 to 2781 and encodes 831 amino acids. Lineage: Eukaryota; Metazoa; Arthropoda; Insecta; Lepidoptera; Noctuidae. Gene Ontology annotation, cellular component: membrane. The record is from RefSeq and is a predicted model, not a curated record.
AUCAAUCAAAUUAAAAUUACAAUAAAAUAAUAUUUAUUUAUUUUAAAUCAAUUGAAAAACUAAUAAUAAGUAGAUUAGUGCACAAAAAAUAUACAUGCAUACUAAAUACCGGUCUGCAAAAUUCUAGAUAGUUGUUCUUAUAAUUUGACCAUGCUGAAUAAAUAAGUGAGAAGAAUCAUAGCUCACGAUUAUUCGUUUAAAUAUAAUGAAUAAGAAGUGAUAACAAGAUCUCAGCCGGUUACCUGCUACGCUUUUGGGAAAAAUACUUGGGCAUUCCAUUCCAUCAUGGACCAAGUCGUGCUCGUCGAGUUUGAAGCUGCAACUGAUAAUUUAUAUCCAGCGUUAUUCCAGUGCUUCACUAUCAUUUUAUGCGGGUACAUAGCAGGCCGCCUCAAUGUGGUCUCGGCAACUGAAUCUAAAGGCAUUGCCACAUUUGUGGGUACUUUUGCGUUACCAUCCCUUAUAUUCCUAUCGCUCGCUCAGCUAGACUUCAGCACAGUCAAUUGGACGUUCCUUGGUGCAAUACUUCUGGCUAAAGGCUUGGUAUUCUUCGGUGUUAUGUUAGUCACAAUGCUGGUCUCCAAACCACUGAAUUUGGGAAGAGCAGGAAUAUUUGCAAUUUUCUGUACACAAAGUAACGAUUUUGCUUUGGGAUAUCCAAUUAUUCAUGCAUUGUACCAGAAAACUCAUCCCGAAUAUGCUCUAUAUUUGUACUUGAUGGCACCGAUCUCACUUGCUAUACUGAAUCCUAUUGCUUUUGUUUUAAUGGAAAUCAAUAAACAGAAUGACCAAACCCCAGUAAUUACAAUUGAAGGAGAAUCAAAGUUGUGUCGUUGUAGUAUGAAAUUGUUGAAGAAUAUAGCAAAAGGUAUUGCCUUCAACCCUGUGGUAGUGAUGACUGUUUUGGGUAUUUUUGGUAAUGCUGCAUUCAAACACCAACUUUCUAUUUAUGUAGAAGGACUUUUGGAGGUAUUUGGACAAUCUUUUGCUGCAACAGCAUUGUUCUUGCUGGGCUUGCGCAUGGUAGGGCAGAUACACAGGCUACGAGGACCAGCUCUGUUGCUGCCAUGUGUAUUGAUAAUGGUUAAACUAAUUGUGCUGCCAGUAGUUAUGAGGGAAAGUGUGAGCGCUCUCCAGGCUGGAGCGAAUGAUUCGGAAACCCUAUCCCUUUCCACUUACGCCUUCUUAUAUGGAACAAUACCUACCGCACCAGCAGUGUUCGUCUUUUCCAACUUAUAUCAAUUGGAAAUCGAUUUGAUGGCAUCAUCCAUGGUAAUCUGCACAUUCCUGUCAGCACCAAUGAUGUUCAUGUCUGCGCAAAUGAUAGCUAUAAACAAAGACUAUGCCGAUCAACUAAAGAGGUUUGGCUUCGACCUCUCUAUCGUGUCUCUGGUCGCCUCGAUCUGGAUACUCUUUGUGUUCAUCGUCACUAAGAAGUAUAAACGCAUGCCGCAUAGAUUGACGCUGUGCUUAAUUGUGUCUCAGUUGUUGCUGGCUAUAAGCGUGGUAUGGGGCGGGCCUUUACCAGGGUAUACGCCAUCUUGGCACGCGUCCGUACAACAAUCCCUCAGAAUAUUCAGCAUGUACUCAUGUUUGCUGUGGACCGCUAUGCUCUCCGUUGGACUGCUGAUGUUACAGAGUCGCGGCCCGUGUUUCGUGGUAACCCUAUGGCCGGUGUUAGGGUUCGUAGCGUGGGGCGCUCCUAUCGUCAUGGUGGUGGUGUUACUCGCCACUAAAGGCACCGGCGAUCUCGACUGCAAGGCUACCGAUGCCAUAAGGCUGUGUCUACUUGUCUUCUGUAUUACUGUGACCAUGGGAUGUCUGACCCUGUACAUAAGAUUCAGACGGCGCAGCGCUCACUUCGCGUCGCUGUCCGCCGACUUGGCGACAACUUCAAGCCCUCGCGAAGAGUCCACGAGUUUGAUCGACAACGCCGAACCUGUCUCACAAACGCAAUCUAUAUCUGCCAAUGGGAAUGGGUGCUACGGAACCAUUACGACGACGCCAUCACCAAAUAAACAAUGUUGUUCUGAUGAUCCCAACUGCGAGAAUGGAUUAUCUUCAUCGCAUGAUAUCGAAGACAUUGGUGACGCCAACAGGGACUGCGCGUGUCCUCCGUCUCAGAAGCACCGGUGUCCCCCUGGCGGCGAGUGCCAGUACCUCAGCGAGCUGACCGCGGCCGCCGGAGCCCUAGGGCUCCUGCCGCCCGAGCAGACGCGCGGCCGCGGCGGACAGCUGCUCAAGCACACCGUGCUAACUAUUGUAUACAGCCUCAGCAUGUUCAUAGGCAUAACCUACACGACGUGGCGCAUGAUGUUGAAAGACGAAAGCGGCGUGUUCGUCGAAAUAGAGUUCCUGGACAUAGUGGCGAGCUAUGGUCAGGCGUUAGUCAUGUUCAUACUGUUUGGACUCGACCCGGAGGAAAUAUUCAUACCCGCUAUCCGGUUCGUGAAGAAUAAAUGGUAUGGUGGUGACACCGUGGUACUGCCGUCGGUAGAAGACUUGAGCUUUGAGACCAAACACGUUUGCGACCAGUUUAUUACGCAUCAUCUCGAACGCUGCAGGGAGGCUAUUGCAAAAGAUACAAGGUGGCGUAUGCGCACAUACAGAGGCGUAUUCCGUGGUUCCUGCCUUGUCCGUUGGCUGAUCAGCUGCGGCCUCGCCAAAGACGAUCACGAAGCAGUUCAGUACGGACGACACUUGCUCGACGGACGACUCAUAUCGCACGUGAACAACGCACAUCAUUUUACCAACUCACCGCUACUUUACACGUUCAAGUAAACUGAUAUACCACAGAGUAGUGAACAAAUGGAGUGUUAUAAGGAGGUUACCGGUUUUUUGUGCAAUUGACAGCUGUCAGUUUUCAAGGGAAAAUAGUGUUGUUUGUACUGACUGACAGCAACUGUCAACUGCACAAAAAAUGGUCAUGAAUUUUAAUACUUUUUAAUGUAAUUUAUAAAGAGCAUAGGUACGAUGUAUUUCCAAGUUCCUUUAACAUAAAUAUACAGCGGAUAUCACUCCAUUUGCUUAUAACUCGAUGUUUUAAAAAUGCGACCUUGGCUAUGCUGAAACUGAUAUAUUUCUCAGGCUGGAAUCUAGUGUUAUAAUAUUAUAUAUUUUUAUUGUAUACAUACAUUAUUAAAGAAUAAAAUGUUACUGUACUUCAUGCAUUAAAAUUAUAGAUCUUAAUAAAAUAUAGGUAGAUUACUUUUCUGUUCUACUAUUGUCGGCGAUUGUACUGAUUAAGGAAAAUGUCGGAAAUAAUGUUUUAAGUCUAAUUUAUACGUUGCAAAAUUUGGUGCUUUUUUACGAAUAAUUUAUUGGUACAAACGUUUCUAUGCUAAAGUUGACCAAAAAUUAAGUUAUUGUUUUUUAUGAAGUUGUAAGACAACAUUUUAACAAUUUUUUGUGAUCUUAUGGGGCUUGUGGUAAUUUAUAGACAGUUAAGUAAUUUAGUUUUAGUUCACAUGAUUUCUACAUUAUGAUCUCAACGACACAAAACCAUUUAGUUAUAAGUGAUGUCUAUAGAAAUACUUGUAUUCGUUUUUGCAGUAUGUAUCUGUAAGUGAAAGGUAUUUAUUCAAACCACCCAUUAUAUUACUUUUGAGCUAGCCACUUUUCGUUCUCAGUUUUAUAUUUUCAACCAACUUUCCAAAAAAUAUCUGAAUUGAGAACCAGAGGGGGUUCUCAAUUCAGAUAUUUAUAUUACAUACAUAUUUUAUAUACAUAUUUUUUUUGCAACUCUUAAAACAUGCGGCCAAAUUAUAUACUAUUAUAAUGCAUAAGUCUAUAUGUUCGGAGUUAACCCAGUGGGGCCAGUGGCAGUGGAAAAUAAUGUUUCGCUUCAUGGUACUUAAACAACUGAAUAUAAUUAUUGACUUACGUCGUAGAAACUCUUAUUUAUCUUAUAAACAGCUUACGUUAGUUGCUUAGUUGAAUAUUUUAAAUAAGGAACUUCACCGUCUGUGUUAGUGAGAAUAACAUGAACAAAUAGAAUUAAUAAUUUAAUGAAUCUUUACGAUUCACGUAUAAAUCUAUCUAUAGGUGGCAUUCGGUUUUUAGAGACUGUAAUUUAGUAAGUAUAUAUUUACUUUCAUUUGUACAGCCCAACUUGCUUGCAAAUACAUGUUUCUCCGCCUUCUUUUAGGCCUACUUGGUAUAUCAGUCAUAACCCUUUAUGAAAUGCUCGAUAGCCUUUCUUGAAAUGGUUCACUGUCUAUUGGCCACAUAAUCAUGGCGUUUGGGCGACAAAUGAUAAGAAAUCGUGUCUCGAUAUGCAACCGAACCUACCUUCAGAUAUUUCAUUUUAGAAGCUAAAUAAUUUACGCGCAUAAAUUUUUGUGAUGUUAGGCUGUUAUUGUUUGCCCUUGUUGUAGUAAUAAAUAAGAAUAUCAUAAUCAACAUAAUGGUCAUAUUAAACCUAUUUAAGAAUAAUCAAAUCUAUGUUAUUAAUAUUAUAUUGUUGUAUUUUCUGAUUGAGCAUAAAAAAAAUGUUAAAAAAUAUAUUUGUUCAUAUACUGAA